AUGGAGGAAAUUCUUAAUAUUACGAUACACCACAGUGGUCAUUUUGUUAGUGAGGACUUGAGUGUGUACGAAGGAGGUGAGAUUGCUGAUUUGAGAGUAGAUGCUGAUAUGUGGGGUUAUUUUGAGUUAUUGGGUGCUAUUAAGGAACUAGGUUACCCAGCCAUAGAGAAGAUAUACUAUAAGGAUCCAACUGCUGGAAUGAAUCUGUUGUUUGAUGACAAAGGGGCCUUAGAGAUUGCUGAUCUAUAUAGGGUUCAUUUACGUGUUGAAGUCUUUAUUCAACACCCAUUGUCACAGCCUGAGUAUGUUGAUGAGAGUGAAGUUAUUUUAGAUGAGAUACCCCUGAAUGUAAUGGAAGAUGAUGCAGUUAGACAAAAUGAGGUAAGUGAGGAUGCUGUUGGACAGAAGGAGGCAAGUGAAGAUGUUGUUAUACAGAAGGAGGCAAUUGAAGAUGUUGUUGGACAGAAGGAGGCAAGUGAAGAUGUUGUUAUACAGAAUGAGGCAAGUGAAGAUGAUGUUGGACAGAAGGAGGCAAGUGAAAAUGUUGUUGGACAGAACGAUGAUGAUAGUUCUGAUGAUGAUAGCUCUGAUGAUAGUAGCUUUUCGUAUGAUAGUGCAAAGGAGGUUGUAUUUGAUGAUGAAACUGAUGACUGUGAUACUGACUUGGAAGAGGAAGAAGUUGCUGAGCUUCGCGGUUUUCAUGUUAGCUCAAUACAUGUUAAAUUUGGAAUUGCUGCAAUAUUUGUGGCUUGCAUACAACCAGUUAAUUCAUUCCUUAGGCCCCCAAGACAGUCAAAUGGAGAGCAGGUAUUAUAUAAAAGGAUUAUCUGGGAAUACUUGCAUAUAAUUGUCGGCAGAUAUGCGAUUGCCAUUGGCAUUGCAACACUUUUUACUGGCAUGAAGUAUUUGGGAGACAUGCAUGCUUUAGAAGACGUCCAUGGACUUAGUUGGGCAAUGAUAAUUUGGUUCUUAGUAGCUGCAUUGAUUGUUUCUCAUUUCAAAUACUGCGAGAAGCAAAAGUCAGAGAUGGGAUAUUUGGAAGAGGCAAUUUACUGCACAUAUAAAACUCAAGAAAAUAUUACAAUUUGCAGUAAAAAACAAAUGGUUCUAAUUUCAUUUUCACACCUCAAGCAAGUCAGAUAUUACAUUCCAAAUCUACCAUUUAAAAACCAUCAAAUCCCAUUACAAAGAAACACCACAUCCAUUACAAAUUCAGGAGCAAUCAUAUAA
This is a messenger RNA of Vicia faba (fava bean), 1230 nucleotides long. The record is from the annotation of a GenBank genome assembly. NCBI's taxonomy places the organism in Eukaryota, Viridiplantae, Streptophyta, Magnoliopsida, Fabales, Fabaceae.